CUUUUCUUUUCUUUUUCUUUUUUUUCUUUCUUUAGAACAAAACAAACAUCUUAUAUAUAUACUACAAGUAUACUUUUUUUUUUCUUUUUUAUAAUGGGAACAACUUUAUCCAAAGCUAAACAACAAAUCCAAUUUAAACCAUUCAUGUCUCAUUCUACAGCACCAUCAGAGUCAACAAAGAUUGAAGUUUCAUCAUCAUCACCGAUACUAUCACGACCAAAAACUCAAUCCAUUACCAAGGAAAUCAAGGAAAAGAAGAAAAAGAAAAAUCAUCGCAAAUAUCAUUACGUAGGCAAUAAUUCGGUAAAUAAAAGAUCCAAUAAACCACCAAAGUAUAAAAAAGUUACCAAAAGUAUAAUUGGGAAGCCAACCAACUUUAAGCAUACGGGCCAUAUGGGUGCUGGUGAUAUGAUGGGAGCAGAUAUCAUGUCACUCUCGAUGGAAUUGAAUCAAAUUGCAAAACAAGUAAAUAAUGGAUUUAAUAAUCAAACAUCACCACCACCACCAGUACCACCUCAUUUAUAUAUUUCACAAUCAACAAGAAAAAGAGCAGCAGCAAGAUCAUCUGUAGUACCAGCUUCUUUUCGACGUAGACAGCAAAGAAAGGCAGUACCUCGACAUCAUCCAAAUCUAGGGUUAGUGAAUACUUUGAUGAUUGAAAUCCCCAAACUUCGGUCCACUAUUAGGGUGUCAUCAUGAAAUUAUUUAGUUUAUUACAUUAUAUAUUAAGUUAUCAUGGAUCAUCAUCAUUAAUAUUACUAUUACUACAAUUAUCAUUUAUAUGGAUAUUAGAUAAUAAAC
Molecule: messenger RNA, 801 nt
Organism: Halteromyces radiatus
Lineage: Eukaryota; Fungi; Mucoromycota; Mucoromycetes; Mucorales; Cunninghamellaceae
Exons: 2
Coding region: 94-699 (201 amino acids)
Source: RefSeq, a predicted model, not a curated record